UCGCCGGCCGGGUGUGGCUCCCCUCGAGAGGCCGGCGGCCGAGCUCCACAGAGCGCCACAGCACACGCAGCCCUGGACACACGGUCCGACGGAACAGAGGCCCCGCACAGCCCCAGGUCUGACAUUCCUGGGAAGAUGCAGACACUCAUGAUGUUGGUCGCCACCUUAGGCAUCAGCGUGUGUCUGGUGGCCACAGCAAGUUCUCACACUGUCCAGUUAGACAGCCCUGGCAGGCUGCCUGCCCACCAGCGCCAGAAGAGAGACUGGAUUUGGAACCAGAUGCACAUCGAUGAAGAGAAAAAUGCCUCACUCCCCCAUUAUGUGGGCAAGAUCAAGUCGAGUGCGAAUCGCAAGAAUGCCAAGUACCUGCUCGAAGGACAGUCCGCCGGCAAGGUCUUCCAAGUUAAUGCGGACACGGGGGAUGUGUAUGCCUUUGAGAGGCUGGACCGGGAGAAGGUCUCCGAAUAUCACCUCACUGCCCGCAUCGUGGACAAGGACACCAGCAAGAACCUGGAGUCUCCCUCCAGCUUCACCAUCAAAGUUCACGACGUGAACGACAACUGGCCUGUGUUCACACACCGGCUGUUUAACGCAUCCGUGCCCGAGAUGUCAACCACGGGGACCUCGGUCAUCCGUGUGACGGCAGUGGACGCAGAUGACCCCACGGUGGCAGACCACGCCUCUGUCAUGUACCAUAUCCUGAAGGGGGACGACUUUGCCAUUGAUAGUUCUGGACGCAUUUUCACAACAACCAACAACUUGGACCGAGAGAAGCAGGCCAGGUACGAGGUCGUGGUGGAGGCACGAGAUGCCCAGGGCCUCCGGGGGGAUUCAAGCACAGCCACCGUGCUGAUCACUCUGCAGGACGUCAACGACAACUUCCCAGUCUUCACCCAGACCAAGUACAUAUUCACGGUGCCUGAGGACAUCCGCGUGGGCAGGCCCGUGGGCUCCCUGUUUGUGGAAGACCCAGACGAGCCCCAGAACAGGAUGACCAAGUACAGCAUCGUGCAGGGCGAGUACAGGGACACCUUCACCAUCGAGACGGACUCCAUGCGCAACGAGGGCAUCAUCAAGCCCAUAAAGCCCCUGGACUAUGAACGCGUCCGACAGUACAGCUUCACCAUCGAGGCCACGGACCCCACCAUCAACCUCCGCUACCUGGGUGGCCCCCCGCCAAAAAACACUGCCCGCGUCAUCAUCAACAUCACAGAUGUGGACGAGCCUCCCAAUUUCCAGGAGCCCUUCUACCAUUUCAAGCUGCAGGAGAACCUAAAGAAGCCCCUGAUCGGCUCGGUGCUGGCCAUAGACCCUGACGCGGCCCGGCGCAGCAUUGGGUACUCCAUCCGCAAGACCAGUGACAAGGGCCAGUUCUUCGGGAUAACCAAACAGGGGGACAUUUACAAUGAGAAAGAACUCGACAGAGAGAUCUACCCCUGGUGUAACCUGACCGUGGAGGCCAAAGAACUGGAUUCUAGCGGGAACCCCACUGGCAAGGAAUCCAUUGUGCAGGUUCACAUCGAAGUCCUGGACGAAAACGACAACGCUCCAGAGUUUGCCCAGCCCUAUGAGCCCAAAGUGUGUGAGAACACCGCCCCCGGCAAGCUGGUUGUGCGGAUCUCGGCAACAGACAAGGACAUAACGCCGCGCGACAUGAAGUUCCGAUUCUCGCUGAGCACUGACGACAGCAACUUCACCCUCACGGAUAAUCACGACAACACAGCCAACAUCACUGUCAAGUACGGGCAGUUCGACCGGGAGCGAGCCAAGGUCCACUUCCUGCCCGUGCUCAUCUCGGACAACGGGAGGCCCAGCCUCACGGGCACCAGCACCCUGGCCGUGGCCGUGUGCAAGUGUGACGAGCGCGGCGAGUUCACCUUCUGCGAAGAGGUGGGCGCCCACGUGGGCGUCAGCAUCCAGGCGCUGGUAGCCAUCUUCCUCUGCAUCCUCACCAUCGCUGCAGUGAUCACCCUCCUCAUCUUCCUGCGGCGGCGGCUCCGGAGGCAGGCCCGCGCCCACGGCAAGAGCGUGCCCGAGAUCCACGAGCAGCUGGUCACCUACGACGAGGAGGGCGGCGGCGAGAUGGACACCACCAGCUACGACGUGUCGGUGCUCAACUCAGCGCGCCGCAGCGAGGCCAAGCCCCCGCGGGUGGCGCUGGACGCCCGGCCGGCGCUCUACGCGCAGGUGCAGAAGCCGCCGCGCCUGGGCCCGGGCGCGCAUGGGCGCCUGGGGGAGAUGGCCGCCAUGAUCGAGGUGAAGAAGGAGGAGGCGGACCAGGACGGCGGCGGGCCGCCCUACGACACGCUGCACAUCUACGGCUACGAGGGCUCCGAGUCCAUCGCCGAGUCCCUCAGCUCCCUGGGCACCGACUCGUCCGACUCGGACGUCGAUUACGACUUCCUCAACGACUGGGGGCCCCGGUUCAAGAUGCUGGCCCAGCUGUACGGCUCGGAGUCCCUGGAGGAGCUGGUGUACUAGGGCCGCCGCCGCCCUCGGGGCCUGGGGACCCAAACCGCGGCCUCCCGGGCCACCAGAAGCCAGGCACGGAGCCCUCCGAGGUGUGGCCCCGAGGCCCCAGCCCAGCACCCCUUCCGCUUGUGGAUCCCAGGAACCUCUCCAUCCCCAAGGGAGCAAAAUCCAGGUCCCUGAAAUGUCUGCUUCAGUGAUCGCUAACCCCCACAGGCUGGAAAACCCAGGCUGGUGUUCUGACUGGGCUUGGAAAUCCCCACAAGCCUGUUACACACACGCACACCCCUCCCCCACGGGCCUACCUCGGAGGCAUCCUCUGGCUCCUCAAAGCUGCAGAGCAAAGCAGCUUGUGCUCAACAGCCAGAUUGGCUUCCCCUGAGGUCCCCAAACUCACUGGUGAGACCGCAGCCCUCCUGUGCCUGGAGGCAAAGAACUGCCCUGGACAGCGUGAGCUGGGGGCAUGGGCGGUGGCAGGACUACGCAGGGAGAUUGGGACCGUAUCCGUGCCUGCGCCCAGGAGCCCCAGCCCUUCUCCGCCUCCCUCAGACCCUCCCAAGUCCCCCGUGCCCCCCAGCCCUUCCGCAGGCCUGCCAAGAUGGAGGAGGGGCCCCUUGGCAGCUCCCGACCUCUGGCCCCGAGAUGGCCUGGCUGGGCUGCCGCUGCUGUACUGAGCGUCGCCCCGUGCAAGCAAAUUCAGGGAACUGGCUUCUUGAGUUUUGAAGCAACUGUGAAUUCGUCCUGGAGGGGACAGUGGAGACCAAGUGUGACAGAUGGCAGGGUGAGGGUCACCUCCAUGCCCAUCACCUCCGGAGAGGACCUGGAGUAGCAGUAACUGGGACCCCUAUUUGGCACUCACCGACACCCCUCCAGUUUCACCUUUGAGGUGUGGCAGAUGGUCCCAGGGCAGAAAAAUCCCCCCACCUCUGCCUCCCCCAGCCACUGGCUUCCUCUCUCUUUUCUCUCCCUCUCAAUCUCUCCCCAUCUCUCUUGCUCUCUCCACAUCUCUGUGCCUCUGUUACUCUGCCUCCUCGUGCCUCUGUUACUCUGCCUCCUCAGGUGUCUCUCCCUCUCUCUCUCUCUCUCUCUCUCUCUCUCUCUCUCUCUCUCUCUCUCUCUCUCUCUCUCUCCCCUCCUUACCCCUUGACUUGGAGGAACCUAGGCUCUCAGCAUCUCUGCUCUAUAUCCAAACCAAAUACAACUGCAGCCUGGAGCCACGGCAUCUGCCUCUACACUUCGUUACUGCCACGUCUCAGGGAACCCCAGCAGGACACCACCACUCAGGCUCCACCCGCUGUGGAAGGCGCGGCCCCUGCCCACCCAAGCCCUGCAGCCAUCUGUGCAUCUCCCACAUUCAGCCACAUUUGGAACGUUCCACUGCGAACAUGCCUUGGGCAAGUGGCAUCAAUCGAGAGAGAGUGGGCAGUGAAGGAGGUGCCUCCUCCAGCUCACUCCUCGUGGACUGGGUUCCCCACUCUGGGCGAGGCCCCAGCGGCCCACGCCGUCACACUGUAGAUAGCACUGGCAUUUUUUUUUUAACCAAUAAUUAGUGGUUUUUCAAUGUUGAUGUUUUAAAUUAAUUUUUAUGUACCAACACUGUAUACCCAUCAAGCAAUAGUUUUUCAUAAUGAUGUUUUUUACUAAUAAUACUUACAAUUUUCUAGCUCUCACAGACAUUUAGAAUAAGGAUUUUUUUUUUUUUUUGCAUAAUAAACAGGUUGCUGUUUAGGUUAACGAUUUUAAUUUAGGUUUUUUUAGUUGGAUAAACAAUUUCCUGUAACCUUCUAUUUCCUAUCAUUGUAGUAAUUGUUCUAGAAAUAAUGAUUAUAUAUUGGCCACACUGGUGCAUGGGAUGUACUGUAAUUUUUUUUAUACCUAAAUAAAGAAAAGUCUUGAAAGCC
Messenger RNA from Choloepus didactylus (southern two-toed sloth), 4370 nucleotides. It is a transcript of the gene CDH5, whose product is annotated as cadherin 5. Gene Ontology annotation, molecular function: cadherin binding; calcium ion binding. Gene Ontology annotation, cellular component: adherens junction; plasma membrane; catenin complex. Bases 136 to 2481 code for a protein of 781 amino acids. Gene Ontology annotation, biological process: cell-cell junction assembly; regulation of establishment of cell polarity; multicellular organism development. NCBI's taxonomy places the organism in Eukaryota, Metazoa, Chordata, Mammalia, Pilosa, Megalonychidae. The record is from RefSeq and is a predicted model, not a curated record. The transcript is spliced from 12 exons.